Messenger RNA from Rosa chinensis, 923 nucleotides. Its product is annotated as auxin-induced in root cultures protein 12. Bases 73 to 780 code for a protein of 235 amino acids. The record is from RefSeq and is a predicted model, not a curated record. The transcript has a single exon. NCBI's taxonomy places the organism in Eukaryota, Viridiplantae, Streptophyta, Magnoliopsida, Rosales, Rosaceae.
AUGCUCCUUUACAUUAAUUUUACGGUCACUGAGCAAAGCAAACACUAAUUUCUCACUCGCUCUCUCUCUCCAAUGGCUUCCUUCUCUCCCUUCCUCCUGAUCUCCCUCUCGGCUCUGCUAAUCUUACCCUCUCAGUCAGCCGACUGCCCCUCCGCCAAGUUCAAGAACAACAAGUCCUUCAGCAACUGCACCGCCCUCUCCUCCCUCAGCUCCUACCUCCACUAUACCUACAACCCCUCCAACUCCUCCCUCGCCGUCGCCUUCAUCGCCACACCUCCCAAGUCCGGCGGCUGGAUCGCCUGGGCCAUCAACCCCAACAGCACCAAAAUGCCCGGCGCUCAAGCCAUAGUCGCCUACACCAAAGAAGACGGCACCCCCAUGAUCAAAACCCUCGACAUCAAAUCCUACGACAAACUGAUUCCCGGAAAGCUGGCCUUCGACGUCUGGGACACCAGCGCCGAGCUCACCGACGGAACCUUAACGCUCUUCGCCACCGUCAAGGUUCCGGAGAAGGCAGAGACGCUGAACCAGGUCUGGCAGGUGGGCCCUGGAGUCAACCAGUCCAACGGCUUCAUCAUGAAGCACGAAAUGGGCAAGGAAAAUCUCGCCGCGUACGGUCUCUUGAGAUUGGCAGGCACCGCCAGUACCAACACCACAAACACCACUAGUGGCAGCGCGGCUAGUCCCACGAGUGGAGCGCCCUUGAGGAUUCGUGAAGGAGGACACGUGGGUUUGUUCUCUAUUUUGCUCUUGGGCCUUGGGACUCUUCUUGUUUUCUAGAUUUGGACCUCUUUUUUUUUUUUUUUUUUUGGAAUUUGAAUUUGGGGUCGGAGAUUUUCUUUGUAUUCCCACAUGGGGCUUUCAGAAAUUUUUAAGUGGAAGAAUAAUAUUAGUUAUUAGUCCCAUUUGCUUGUUAUUAUUUA